Messenger RNA from Myripristis murdjan (pinecone soldierfish), 1846 nucleotides. RefSeq names its product YY1 transcription factor a (gene yy1a). Bases 120 to 1172 code for a protein of 350 amino acids. The record is from RefSeq and is a predicted model, not a curated record. The transcript is spliced from 5 exons. Gene Ontology annotation, cellular component: transcription regulator complex; PcG protein complex; chromatin. Gene Ontology annotation, biological process: regulation of transcription by RNA polymerase II. Gene Ontology annotation, molecular function: DNA-binding transcription factor activity, RNA polymerase II-specific; RNA polymerase II cis-regulatory region sequence-specific DNA binding. NCBI's taxonomy places the organism in Eukaryota, Metazoa, Chordata, Actinopteri, Holocentriformes, Holocentridae.
GCGACGAGAGUACAACAGUGUAGAGUUGUGUUGUCGGAGAAGGAGGAGGAAGGCAAAGUGGAGAGGAAGGAGAGCAAGAUUAAAAAUAAAUACUGAAGUGGGAGGAAUAUAAUUUCAACAUGGCAUCGGGUGAUACCCUGUACAUAGAAGCGGAUGGGUCGGAGAUGCCAGCCGAAAUAGUGGAACUUCACGAAAUUGAAGUAGAGACAAUCGAGACAACAGUUGUUGGAGACGACGAUGAACAUCAGCCUAUGAUCGCCUUACAGCCUCUUGACACAGACGAUCCUCACUCGAUUCACCAUCACCAGGAGGUCAUUUUGGUGCAGACCAGGGAAGAAGUGGUGGGUGAGGAUGACUCAGAACUGCAUACAGACGAUGGUUUCGAGGACCAAAUCCUCAUCCCCGUCCCCGCCGUGGAGGAGGACUAUAUCGAACAGACUCUGGUUACUGUGGCCGGGAAAAGCUCGUCGGCAGGGCGCAUGAAGAAAGGUGGAAGCGGCAAGAAAGCGGGCAAAAAGAGCUACUUGGCCGGCACGGAGAUGGGACGAAAAUGGGAGCAGAAGCAGGUCCAGAUAAAGACUUUGGAAGGGGAGUUUUCAGUUACGAUGUGGGCAUCGGAUGACAAGAAGGACAUCGACCAUGAGGAGCAGAUCAUUGGGGAGAACUCCCCUCCAGAUUACUCUGAGUACAUGACAGGGAAGAAGCUUCCUCCAGGAGGCAUCCCGGGCAUCGACCUGUCAGACCCCAAACAGCUAGCAGAGUUUGCACGAAUGAAGCCAAGGAAGGUAAAAGAGGAUGACGCUCCCAGGACGAUAGCCUGUCCACACAAAGGAUGCACUAAGAUGUUCAGGGACAACUCGGCAAUGAGGAAGCACUUGCAUACCCAUGGGCCUCGGGUGCAUGUCUGUGCAGAGUGCGGCAAAGCCUUUGUGGAGAGCUCAAAGCUUAAGAGGCAUCAACUCGUACACACAGGAGAGAAACCUUUCCAAUGUACAUUUGAGGGCUGUGGCAAGCGGUUCUCUCUGGACUUUAACCUGCGCACACAUGUGCGUAUUCACACUGGAGACCGCCCCUAUGUUUGCCCAUUUGACGGCUGCAACAAGAAGUUUGCCCAGUCAACCAACCUCAAGUCUCACAUCCUCACACACGCCAAAGCUAAAAACAACCAGUGAAUCAACUAGCCUACCGACGUGAGCUUACAUUGGAGGAUUCAACCUGUAUCUCUUCUCCCUCACAGACAAAAGGUAUCUUGUGGCCUGCUCUGCUGUGAGAUAUGAAACCCCACUGUAUUGUCUCUAGAUAAAAGGUUUGAAGAAACAACCUUUUCAAAACGUUUUGAUAGGCGUAUGGAGGUGAGAACAAUGAACUCUUGAGGACCCCUACACCCUCAGACUUCCUACCCUACCUUGGCAUUACCUGGAAGGAAAAGCUUAGUUUCUUCUUGUGAAGAUGUUAAUUCAUGGAUCUGUACCCAAAAAGUUAUUUAUACCUUAACACAGCCAUUUAAAAAAGAAUUUUACAAUUUGUCUAAUUUGCGUAGAUCCUCAGCAAUGAAACACCUUUUCAAUUUUGUACUUUCCCCAAGUGUGCAUAUUGUACACUUUUUGGCAUAAGGUUUGUGGUAUUGUAUGUAAUGUUUUCCCUGUAGCUCCUCUUGGAGGAGAUUUCACAAUAUGUUGUACUUCCCCUUCUUCCCUGCGUAUGUCUUGGGGGUGGAUCGGGGUGUUCUUUACAGAUUUUCAUUUUGUAUAAUGCAGCGUUAAAAUAUAUCACAAUCGUGUAGAUAAUAGCCAUGUGAUUUCAAUAGUGAUCAAUGAUUAAAACGUUUUUUCCCUGCACUAUCAAA